Trichobilharzia szidati is the source of this 499-nucleotide messenger RNA. NCBI's taxonomy places the organism in Eukaryota, Metazoa, Platyhelminthes, Trematoda, Strigeidida, Schistosomatidae. The record is from the annotation of a GenBank genome assembly.
AUGAAUUCAUCUAGUAAUAUCAGUAUUAAUAGUAUUAGUAAUAAUAAUACUACCACUACUCCUAAUACAACAACUACUACUAAUACUACUACUACAACCACUACUACUACUAACAAUAAUAAUAAUUCAGUUAAUAUUUAUCAUGAACGUCAGUCAAAAAUGUUUUGUGCAUUGCAUGCCUUAAAUAAUGUAUUUCAAGAUAAAAUAUUUUCAAAGAAUUGUUUAGAUAGAAUAGCUGAUAAUUUAAAUACUAAUUCAUUUAUCAAUCCGCACAGAAAUAUCUUUGGCUUAGGUAAUUACGAUGCAAAUGUCUUAGUUAUUGCUUUGCAACAAUGCGGUUAUGACAUUGUCUGGUGUGAUAAGCGUAAAACAAUUGCUGGGCAUAAAUUAAAUUUUGAUAAUAUUUUUGGUUACAUAUUAAAUACAUUUUCUAAUCGACGAAUAUUCAAUUUAACACUACCAUUGGCUGGAAGUCAUUGGAUCGCUUUACGCAAAUUAA